Nothoprocta perdicaria is the source of this 3879-nucleotide messenger RNA. It is a transcript of the gene IRAK2, whose product is annotated as interleukin 1 receptor associated kinase 2. Gene Ontology annotation, molecular function: ATP binding; protein kinase activity; protein binding. The coding region runs from base 1 to 2166 and encodes 721 amino acids. Gene Ontology annotation, cellular component: plasma membrane. NCBI's taxonomy places the organism in Eukaryota, Metazoa, Chordata, Aves, Tinamiformes, Tinamidae. The record is from RefSeq and is a predicted model, not a curated record. The transcript has 13 exons. Gene Ontology annotation, biological process: signal transduction; protein phosphorylation.
AUGAGCGUGCGGCGCGUCCCGCCGCCCUCCCCGCCGCCCGCCGCCGCGCCCUCCCCGUACCUGCACAGCCUGCCCGCCUGGGUGCUCGAGGACCUGUGCCGCAAGAUGGACUGUCUCAGCGACCCCGACUGGAUGCGCUUCGCCUCCUACGUGAUCACCGACCAGACGGAGCUGCGGAAGAUCAAGUGCGUGGAGCGGACGGGGCUGAGCGUGACGCGGGAGCUGCUCUGGUGGUGGGGCGUGCGCCUGGCCACGGUGCAGCAGCUGCUGGAGCUGCUGCAGGCGCUGCAGCUCUACCGCGCCGCCCAGGUCAUCCUGGACUGGAAAUCAGCCUGUAAUGUCACCAAUUCUGAAAGAAAGGAGCCAGCAGAGCUGCCUAAUGAGGAGAAUAUGUCUUUAACUGCCCCGGAAAAUAGAGAUGAGAAGAGCGCGGAGGAGCCGGGCCCGCUGCCCGCACCGGACCGCUCCGCAGCAGGCAGCGCUGCGGCUGCAGGGGCGCUGUGUUCGCUCCCUUUACCGCCCGCUCCCCCAAGAGACCUCCUGCAGUCCUUGCAGCUGGAGCCUCCUGUCUCAUCAAGCGUGAAGCCCUGCAACUCUGCCACUCCUCAGCAGGAGACGAGGACUGAUCUCCCGAGCGGGAGUCUCUUGUGGACCCAGAGGGAAGUUGCUAAAGCCACAGACGGUUUCAGUGUCGAAAGCAGGAUUUGUGAAGGUGCUUUUGCCGAUGUCUACAAAGGUCAGAGGCACAACAGAGUCUACAUCAUCAAGAGGCUCAAAGAGAUGGAAUGCACGAGCCCCAUCUCAACGCAGAGGUUCUUUCACACGGAAGUGCAGAUCUGUUUUCGGUGUUGCCAUGUUAACAUUUUGCAACUGCUGGGCUUCUCGGUAGAGACUGGAUUACACUGCCUCAUAUAUCCAUACCUGCCCAAUGGAUCACUACAAAACAAACUUAGUUGUCAGGAUGAUUCAGCUCCGCUGCCCUGGGAGAGGCGUGCUAGCAUUUCCGUGGGACUAAUCCGAGCYGUACAGUAUCUACAUAAUUUUGGAAUCCUCCAUGGUAAUAUCAAAAGCUCAAAUGUCUUGUUGGAUGAAAACUUUACACCAAAGCUUGGACAUUCAGGUCUGCGACUGUACUCUGUUGAUAAGAAAUCGGAGUAUGCUGUGAUGAAAACCAAAGUCCUACAAACUUCUCUUACUUAUCUGCCAGAAGAUUUUAUCAGGCAUGGGCAGUUAACGGAAAAAGUUGAUAUAUUUAGUUGUGGUGUGGUCUUAGCAGAGAUAUUGACAGGGAUUAAGGCAUUAGAUGAAGGAAGACACCCAAUUUAUUUGAAAGAUAUGAUUGCUGAUGAAAUUCAAUCAGUGAAAGAAAACUCAUGCUCCAAGGCCAAAAAUUUUGAAAAGCUAGCUGCCAAGGAAAUAUGCCGCAAAUACCUAGACAAGAAAGCAGGACACUUGCCGGAAGAGAUUGCUGUUGAUUUUGCACUGGCCAUCUGCUUUUGUCUGAGAAAGAAGAAUUCUAAUAUAGCAGAAGUGCUUGAAAUUAUGGAAAUGGUUGAAAAUAAGCUAAGAAAGCAUAAUGUUUGUGGAGACGGUGCUUCUGGAUUUUCCACAAACACUCCGGAAGAAACRGAUGAUGAGACAAUCAGCCUCAACGUGGUCAGUUCUUCUUCCCAGGAGAAUAAAGAGGAUGGCACACAGAGGAAGCCUGGGACAGGGGCCGGUCCACGCGCACCUCUAGCUGCAGUUGUGUCACCCGACAUUUACUGUGGCCAGAUGGCGAGGGUCCCUUGUGAAUCAGAUGAAUCGAGCAGCUUCCUAUGGAAUUCUGCAGAAGGGUUUCCAGAUGAGCUACCCAGCAGCAGCUGUUACAAUUCAGAAAAUACCACAACCUCUGAGUACGGAAAAAAGGAGGAAAGACCAGUGAGUGAACUCCAGGCCAGAAACGAAGUGUCCAUCGAAAGCGAUGAGAACUUGGAAAUGGUGUCAGCUGCACAGAGCACCUUUCAACAAGCAAACACAGACCUUGGCGCCUCAUGUUCCUCCCAAGCAUUACCUGGAGAGACAUCUUGGAAAAUAAAGAUAAAUGAUCAAAAGAAGAAGCUCAUGGAAAAUAUUUUACUAUAUGAAGAAGACAAAUUAAGCAGUUCUGAACUUUUUGAAUCUUAAAUUGGAUGGAUUUAUUAACAGUGGCCAGCUCAGAAGAAGAAAUAAAGACUAAUUAGAAAGAUGGUAAAAAUAUACCUUUCAUAUAAGGUUAAGUAGCAGAUUUUGACCAGAAAUAUUAAUAUUCUCUGAAGAAAAUGAAAGUGAUCACAUUUGAGAUGAAUCAGAAAAUAUCUGCUCUAAGAAAACAAAACAAAAAAGUGACAAAUAUACAUUAACAAAAUGGAACUCUAUAAAURCCUUCUUUCUUCUCAUCUACAGUUUAAGCAACAUAUGACAAAUUCCAACAGCUACCAACAGCAGUGACUAUCAUAAUGAUAUUCAAGGUUCUUUUGCAAUGCGUUUGAGAAAGCAUCUGCAUAUAAUGCAUCUCUUAUUUAAAAUCACAGUCCCAGAAGCUAUAGAGCAGGCAGUGAGCAGCAGCUAUCUAGCAGUACUCUUUAUUACUAUCGUGUUGUACACCAUCUCUGAAGAGAUUGAGGGGGUUUCAAUUUCCGAAAGAAAUAUUUUGCAUAUUCUUCUUCCACAUGCUUGGAAAAUACUCUCUACCGGAGAAAGCAUUUUUACGCAAGUUCUCAGAUGAAUUCCAUUUGACUCUUCUUCAACAUGAAUUGCACUGAAAAUUGUUUUAAGUGAAUAAUUUAAGCCAUGUUAGUCUGCUCUAUGUCCUGCUUUACUAACUCUAUGUAUAUUACUAACUCUUCCUUAAGUCUAACUUCCAAGUUUCACUGUCAACAGCUUUAAAACAGUGUUUAGUACUUUGUAAGGAUAUUUUUGGAAGUUAAUUUCUGUGUUCUUUACAUGUAGCUAAGGUCUCCUGGUAACUCCUAUAUAUUUUGGAUUAGGAACAAGUUUUUAAUUUAAAAACUACUUUCUUUCUCAUGGGUCAUUUGAAUUUGAUUUGUUAAAUUUCUUUUGGUAACGGAUAAAUCAGUCAGUGAAAGAUAAGCUAGUAAAUGGACCUGUUUGCAGAGCCCCACUCACUGAGUGUUCCUUGAGACAGAGUUUUUGUGUGUCUUGUGGCUUGCCAGCAACAGGAGAAGCCCKGGGGUCACCUCCAUGAUCACUCUGAAAAGAAAAAAAACAGUGUCUUGUGUGCUGUCCUAUUUAUUAUCAAGUGAAAAUCCUUCAAAAAGGGAGUGUAACUUUUAUUGUUAUGAAUAUUUAUUAUUUGUUUUAUUGUUUGCAUUUUCCACUCUCAUGUGGUCAAAUGAAAUACAGGUUUAUGAUGAGCAAAAAAAAAAGAAAUGUAGCUCAGCACACCAAUGCCUCAUUAGCAUGGGUAAUGAGACCCACUGUAUGGAAAUGGACAAAAUUCCCACCAAAGCUCAUAGAAUAUCUGAAAAGGCCUGCAAAUUUAUAUGUAUUUCUUCUCACAAGGAUUCUGCAGUGGUAUAACUUUCCAGGCUUUACAUUAAGAUUGCAGAGUAUGGCCCCAUAGCUUCUAUAUUUGUGUAGUACAUAGUUUAUUGGGGAUAGUAUUAUGCACAGAUAAGAGUAUUUUAACGUAAGAUCUGAGUAUUAUAAUAAUGUACGCAUUUAUCAAGUUUUUUUACACUAAAAACUAAUAGAAUUACUUAAAUAUAAGUGCCUUGCAUAUUGUUGAUCUGUUGAUAUAUUUUCUAGUGACAGCUAGUUUUAUUAGAUACAAAAAAAAAACAGCACUGACAUAAAGACCAUUAAGAGUAUAAUCAAAUUAUCAAAAAAAAAAUUUUU